This is a messenger RNA of Nomascus leucogenys (northern white-cheeked gibbon), 1088 nucleotides long. RefSeq names its product cilia and flagella associated protein 68 (gene CFAP68). Lineage: Eukaryota; Metazoa; Chordata; Mammalia; Primates; Hylobatidae. The record is from RefSeq and is a predicted model, not a curated record. Gene Ontology annotation, cellular component: nucleus.
CGCCCGGUUGUCUAGACGAACGGGUGCACCGACUCCCUGGGAGGAUAAUAACUAUGAGUGCAAAAGCAAGACGCCCACUUUCCUGUUCCGUCGCCUUUUCACCCCCUCGGGAAGAUCAAAGUGCCUUUAGCCCAAGCAUGGCCUUGAGCGACUUCAUCACACCUGCAUGAGGUCACAAGCAGUCACUAGCGCAGGGAGGUGAGGCGAGUUCUGAGUGAAAGAAAUGGGGCGGGGCUGAGGCCAAGGAGAGGUUGGACUGUGUCUAGCAUGCUCCUGACGCAGAAGGUUUUGAAACUUUUUUCACCUCGUCCGAAAUGGCUGCCUCCCAGUGUCUCUGCUGCUCAAAAUUUCUCCUCCAGAACUGGGAAAGCCAGAUUUGUUGACUUUUUUGAAGAACAUGGAACAGCCAAGUAAGGAUUUCUGUCACUCUCAUAAGAAAUCUUCAAACGGCUCAACCUACUCAGCAUCAAGUUACUCUUCUUCAGGAAAGAGACAGAACCUCACCUGUUUCCUCACAAACCCACACUGUGGCAGCCUCAUUAAUGCAGAUGGCCAUGGUGAAGUGUGGACAGAUUGGAAUAAUAUGUCCAAGUUUUCCCAGUAUGGAUGGAGAUGCACCACUAAUGAGAAUACCUAUUCAAACCGUACCCUGAUGGGCAACUGGAACCAGGAAAGGUAUGACCUGAGGAAUAUCGUGCAGCCCAAACCCUUGCCUUCCCAGUUUGGACACUACUUUGAAACAACAUAUGAUACAAGCUACAACAACAAAAUGCCACUUUCAACACAUAGAUUUAAGCGAGAGCCUCACUGGUUCCCAGGACAUCAACCUGAACUGGAUCCUCCCCGAUACAAAUGCACAGAAAAGUCAACUUACAUGAAUAGCUAUUCAAAGCCUUAAAUUGGGCAUCACUCAGGAUAUGUAUAAGAUCUUAAUAUUGACUAAUUUCGCAUCCAGGUUUCUAAGAAAUGAUAAGAUAUUUCACUUUUCCAGAGUAAAAUGUAGGAGGGAGCACAUUCUAAGUGCACCUAAAAAUUUAGCUCACUGUAACACAGUUUCACUCUCUGAAUAAAUAAAGCAAAAGACACAG